AUGACAAUGUUUACAGAGUGGAUGAAUUGUAAUAAAGUCGAUGAAUUUGCUAGGACAUUGAGGUAUGUUCAGUUUCCGGGAUAUUAUGUAUGGAAUGCUAAAAAUCGCAAAUGGAAUCGAAGAAAGCAUCCGUAUGGAUCAAUUGGGAGGAUACAUUAUGUCCCACAAUUACUUGGUGAUUGUUAUUACCUAAGGAUUUUACUGAAUCAUAUUAAGGGACCAACCUGUUUUGAAGAUAUAAAAACAGUUGAUUGGCAGAUUUUUCAAACAUUUAAAGAUGCAUGUUUUGCACGGGGGCUGUUGGAUGAUGAUAAAGAAUAUGUUAAUGCUGUCAAAGAAGCUAGCACAUGGUCAACCGGAGAUUUCUUGAGGACCUUUUUUGUAAUGUUGUUGCUGUCAAAUUCGAUAUCUCGUCCUGAUUUGGAUCUUCAACAAGAAGAACUUGAAAAUAUCUGUCUAUCUGAAAUUGAAAAGUUGCUACUUACCAAUGGAAGUACAGUGAGAAAUUUUGAUGAUAUGCCAAGUGUUCCGGACAAUUAUGUUUCAUCGUCGAACAAUCGAUUGAUAAUGAUAGAAUUAUCGUAUGACAAACUAGCUCUUCAAAGGGAACAUGAUGGUUAUGUAAAGUGUUUAACUGCCGAACAGGAAAGGAUAUAUAAAAUUGUUAUGGAAGCGAUUGAAAAAGGUGAUGGAGGUGUGUCUUUUGUAUAUGGUUAUGGCGGAACUGGAAAGACUUUUCUUUGGAAGACAUUCUCAGCUGCAUUACGAUCAAAAGGUGAAGUUGUAUUGAAUGUUGCAUCCAGUGGAAUUGCUUCACUUUUGCUGGAUGGUGGUAGAACUGCUCAUUCAACGUUUGUAAUUCAAUCAACAUUAAUGAGAAUUCAAUAUGUUCGAUAG
This is a messenger RNA of Helianthus annuus (common sunflower), 897 nucleotides long. RefSeq lists its product as uncharacterized. The record is from RefSeq and is a predicted model, not a curated record. The transcript is spliced from 2 exons. Gene Ontology annotation, biological process: telomere maintenance; DNA repair. The coding region runs from base 1 to 897 and encodes 298 amino acids. Lineage: Eukaryota; Viridiplantae; Streptophyta; Magnoliopsida; Asterales; Asteraceae. Gene Ontology annotation, molecular function: DNA helicase activity.